AAGAAUGAAAGCUCGUGCACCUCCUCCACCAAAUCAACCUUCUGCAGCAAGCAAAAUUCACAGUGAACACAAGUCACCUGCAGAGACAGCUGUAAUUUCUGAUCAGAACCUUGUGAGCAUGAAGGAGAACAUGAUAAAAAGAUCGGUGGACUUCACAGUCAUUUUACCCAGCGGGGUGGAGCAGAAGAGCACAGCACAAGGAAGUAAAGCUGUGAUGGAUUUAUUGGUCGAUUUAUGCAGCCAGUAUCGCUUAAAUCCAUCCCAACAUAGUGUUGAACUGAAGUCUGCAGGAACUCAACAACCUCUGAGUUACAAGCCAAACACUUUGAUAGGAGCACUGGAUGUACAGACAGUACUUCUGAAAGAGAAGGUUCCUGAAGAGAAGACAAAGCGACCUCUGCCAAGGGUCCCUGAGAAAUCUGUGAGGCUGGUAGUGAACUACCUGAAGACUCAGAAGGCUGUGGUUCGAGUUAGUCCGGAUGUGCCUCUCCACAACAUCAUCCCAGCUAUUUGUGAGAAAUGUGAAGUCAGUCAAGAGCACAUUGUUCUUCUGCGAGAUGGCAUCACUGGGGAGGAACUGGAGCUUACCAAGUCCUUGGAGGAGCUGGGGAUAAAGGAGUUGUAUGCCUGGGACAGAAAAAGAGAACCGAGUCGAAAGGCUUCAGUAAGCAAUGACGUAAUAGAAAAAGAAAAGACAAGACUUCUGGGAUUGUUUAAAGCUGAUAGAAGAAGCAGCAAG
Messenger RNA from Pterocles gutturalis (yellow-throated sandgrouse), 739 nucleotides. RefSeq names its product cordon-bleu WH2 repeat protein (gene COBL). Gene Ontology annotation, biological process: actin filament polymerization; actin filament network formation. The record is from RefSeq and is a predicted model, not a curated record. Gene Ontology annotation, molecular function: actin monomer binding. The transcript has 4 exons. Gene Ontology annotation, cellular component: ruffle; perinuclear region of cytoplasm; axonal growth cone. Lineage: Eukaryota; Metazoa; Chordata; Aves; Pterocliformes; Pteroclidae. The annotation marks the transcript as partial.